ACAAUUCCCCGCGCCCGGACAAGAUGGAAGAAAGCAUCGGCCACAAGACGACAAUGUUUUGUCUAUAACACCUCAAAGGAACGAACAAGAGAAGAAAAUACCAACAUUUCUAGCCAGUCGCGGUCAUGUGUAGGACACCCCUACCUGGCCCCAUCUAGUGCUUCCCCUCCUGCACUUGCCAUGAGUAUUAUCCAAGACAAGCUAGGCAACGAGUUUCUGCAAAGCAACGGGGGUAUGGACCCCAACUUCACCCCGGGUAUGCUCAUGUUUAGCCACCUGCCGCCUGUCACCAGCUUCACCCGCCUGGCUUCGCAGUCAGUCAUGGUGGGCAACCAAUCCCAGGAGAUUAUCCUAAAAAAGGAACGUGACUCUCCUCCCCAAGCCGGCAGCUUCCUCCAUGGCAUGGGCAUCAAGCAGGAGCAGAUGAGCGAGCUGGACUACCGUGUGCCCCUCUAUGGUGGAGGAGGACUGGGUGGCAGCUGUGGCGGAGGAGGGGGCAUGCGGAAGGGCAAUGAGAUGCUGGAGAUGCAGUUUGGUGGAGGCCACCACCACAACCAUCAGAACAUGCUCCUGCAUGACCUCAGCAACGGCCGAAUUGGAGAGCUGGUGUCUGGAAGACCAGUGAAAGGGACUAAAGAGUCGUUGGGAAGAAGACGGAAGAGCGACGGGGAAGGUAAAGCCAGAAGAAAACAUGGAGAACACAAGAUGUUGGACGGCGAAGGGGGUGGCCUGUCUCCCAACUCCAAACCACACAUCUGCGAGCACUGCAGCGCCGCCUUUCGCAGCUCCUACCACCUCCGCAGACACGUACUCAUUCACACAGAUCGCACAGGUGAGAGGCCUUUCCGGUGCAGUCAGUGUAACAUGAGCUUUAUCCAGAAGUAUCUGCUGCAGCGGCAUGAGAAGAUCCACAGCGGAGAGAAGCCCUUCAGCUGUGACCAGUGUAACAUGUGCUUCAUCCAGAAGUACCACAUGGAGCGGCACAAGAGGACCCACAGCGGAGAGAAGCCAUACAGGUGUGACACCUGCCAACAGUUUUUCUCGAGGACAGACCGGUUACUAAAGCACAAGCGGACCUGUGGAGAAGCCUUAAAAAAGGGCCUAGACCCCAGCAUGCUGCAGCUGGUCGACGCAGACAUUGGCCACGACAGCUACUCACUCACUCAGGGAAAUGCUACCGCCACCUCUGGACGCAGGAGGGGCAAGUCCAAAAAUGCAGGCGAAGGCAUCGAGCGCAAGCGGAAGAAGACUCUGGCCGCCACCGUGUCGUCGGGAAGCCUGCAGGACUACGGCAUGGAGUGCUCCGACCUGGGGCCCAUCAUGCAGGGCCGCACACCCAAGCUGGUCUUCAAGAAGAACAAUAAGUCCCUCAACUCCGUGGAGGACGGGGAGCAGAAGCUGCUAUCUCAGAAGCAGGGCUCCAUGGAGCUGGCGGUGGGCUCAGGGCUCGAGGCCUUGGGCCUCCUCCAGGGCUCCUCCGGUGGGGGCACCAAGCAGGCCCAGUCAGCCACCAAGCAGGCCUUGUCAGCCACCAGCAACAACUACGACGGCGCAAUGCAGUUUGUGAAGAAGCGUCGCUACCUCCAACAUAUGGCCAACAACGACUAUGGGGCACCCUCCCUCCACAUGGGCCAGCCCCAGUCCAGCAGUGUGAUUCAGGGCUCACUGGGCCACCAAAAUGAGCCCGCCAUGGCCAUGCUGGAUGCCUUGCCCCUGGACCUCAAGCACCAUGACAAGUCAUGCAUCCCGGACGAGGUGCUCCAGAGCUUGCUGGACCACUACAGCCACAAGUCAGACAACGCGCACCACCACCAUAGUGAUGUAACCUUUGACCUCACCGACAGCAGUGGCUCGCACCACGUGGACCUGCAGCCGGCCGCACCUGUCACCCCAGAGUUGGAUGACGACUCACCCAACGGCGGCGACAAGCAGGUGGUAAUGAGCGAGUACUCCAAAUUCCUACAGCAGGCCCUAGAGCGCACCAGCCACAGUGGGCCCUUCCCCACUCUGGGUCCCAGCAGGCCCUUCCCUCUGCUCCCUAGCAGCUCCAGCCCCACAGGGCCCUUCUUCCCUGACAAGCAUGUCUACACUUCAUCCCCGCUGGAAUGUGGCUACCCACCAUCCAUCUCCUUGCCGUUGCCCAGCUCCACAGUCUCCUCUUCUUCGUUGUCAUCCUCUAAGUCCCACUACGGCAUACUGGUAGGCUCCCCGUCCCAGCCGGCCUUCCACAUCAAUGGCCUGGAGGCGGCUAGCCAUCAGCAGCUCACCCCGUCUCAGGAGCUUACUGAGCAGCUGGAGAAGCAGCACCACUCCCAUGGGUUCCAGCUCACACCCCAGGAGCUGACGGCCGCCAGCGGGGCCACCAAGGAGCAGGGGGCCAAGGGAAACAGGAGCAACGGCUCCGGCAACUACGCCGACCUGGAUACACCCAAGGAAGUGGACCUGCGGGCUACCUACCAGAUCGAGAACUUUGCCCAGGCCUUCGGCUCCCAGUUCAAGUCGGGCCGCCAUACCCCGCUGGGUUACAGCAUUGACCUCCGGCCCGAGGUCGACCACCGAAUACGGGCUACUGUGUCAGAAUUCUCAGGGUUUACCAGUUUGUUAGCUGAUGUCAGCGAGCCAGUUAGUACAGGAUCGAAAACCGCAACAAGCCAAAGUUUCAGUUAAGGGUUAAAAAUAGGUGAACCGAGUUGUGGGUUUUGUUUUUCUUUGUGUUCCUAUACCCUUCAUUUUCUUCUUGUAGCGAGAUUUUUUUUUAAAUGAAACACUGCCAUUAAAUGUUGAUAACCAGAACUCUACCAGGGAAGGUCUUUAAGGCCUCAAAUGCAAUUUUUUGAUAUUUGUUUAUCUGUGUUUAGUCUUUAUUUUGUUAGUGUAGUUGCUAUGAUAUGAACUAAACCUACAUGUGUAUGUAAUUUUAAAACAAAAGAAUAGGGGGUAGCUAUGAACUUCAUUAUUUCUUUCACCUUUAACCCCUUGUUUUAACAAUCAUACAGCUGUAAAGUAUUAAUGAAUGAUGAUAAUUACAAUAAUAAUAAUUAAGCUUGUGUCAGGGAAAAGCCCAGAAUUCAAAUGGCAAAAAAAAGUUCUAUACUGUCUGUUACAAGAAUUGUGUUACUCAGGAAUUAAGGCAAAAUUGUGUAAUAAGAAUAACUUUGUAUUAUGAGAUGCAACUGGCACACUUUUCACAGGUGUACUUUGAGACUACAAAGCUUUGUUACUAUUUAUCCCAGGAAGAGGGCGGAACAAAAAGACUGCAAUAACUUCACUGGAUCUUCCUGUUGAGUUUUCCUCAUCCAACCCUUUCCGCUACUUGUUAUGGUACUUCUAUGUCAAUGUGAAAACAACCGCUCACAUUUCCUCCAUAAAGGGCCACAUGUAAAAGACAUGGAAACAUGGAUAUUUAUACACACAAGAACUCAUGGUGUACACACCCCAGCCUCAACAGAAAGCGGUUUUAACCCAAGGACCCUGUUUUGUUUGUUUAUAUAUGUGUGUAUAUAUGUAUGUGUGUCAAGUGGCUAUCUGUUUAGCCAUGCACCUCUUUGGAAUGCCCCCCUUCAGUGGCCCAUGACAAGGAAACACACUGGCCCCAUUAGCGACAUUUUAACAAUUAUAUUGUCACACAUUUUUACUGCUUUGUCCUCCACUCCUGGCUGUUACCCUUUUUUUUUGGCAAUGGAAAUCAAACGAGCACUUUUGAAAAACAAAAUCGUAAUUGAAAAUGAAAAACAACCCGACCUCAAUUAAGGAUGUGCAAAACCAACUUGAUUUUUAUUGGAUAAAAUUUAACAGGAGUGGGUGGAAUAGAGCGUGAGGGUGUUCUGUUGUGAGGGUUUGACUGGGGUUGAACGGGUAUGACCAUGGCCAGUUAGAUGUAUAGUUGAUUUUUAUUGGAUAAAUUGAACAGGGGUGGGUGGAAUAGAGCGUGAGGGUGUUCUGUUGGGAGGGUUAGACUGGGGUUGAACGGGUAUGACCAUGGCCAGUUAGAUGUAUAGUUGCUUUAGUUUUUUGACUGUUUGGUCAGGUGGAGGGGUUGUUAGAAUUGUAUGUUACCCAUUAUUAUGAGAGAUGCAGACAUUAUGCUGGAACUCCCCCCACUGAUGUACUAAGACUACUGGAUGCAAAAAUCAAACUAUUUUUCCUUUAUUUAUUCUUAAAGAUAUUCUCCGGUACUUGAGUAUACUUUUUAGCCAGGAUUUCUCAAAGUAACGCCCACAAGCCAAAGGUGGUCCAUGAAAAUAGCGUACUGUGUCACAUAUGUGCACCACAUCAUUGCUUGCUCUAUUGUGUGUGCGUCUAGCUGUCACUCAAAUGGCGAAGGGCUAAAGCUCAUUUGUUAAAACUAAUUUCUAGGGGCGGGGGGGGGCUGUCCAACGUGGGGGUAGAUGUAAGCAAAAUGGCGGAUCACAGCUUCCAGAAAAGUCUCAAACUAGGGAUUUCAUGGCCAAUUGAGGACAGUAAUUCUGCUCAUAUAUAUUAUGCAUGUAUGAACUACACAAUGACACAUCCAGCUCAAAGCUGGAGGUAAAAAAGAUACUUGCUAUUUGCCAAAGUGCCCGAUCAUGUCUUUAACCUAGCAAGUGUUUAUUUUUACAGCAUGUUUUGAAAGUGCAAUUAUUCACUGCACCUCAAUCUGUCUUUACCCUACCAAAUCAGGCCUGAUACUGAAAAACAACCUUGGUGAUAGAGGCUCAACUUCACGUUAUAAAUCCCCCCCGAAAAUGCAGUCCUUCAAACAUUGCGAGAAUAAACAAUGGCCUUUGUCUUCUUUGGCUCAAGCCACUUCUAUCCUGGCAGCCAGGGUUGAUCUUUUCCUACAUCUGCUCAGAUCUCAGGAAACAAAAGACUGGCUGGCCGGCGGCCACUUCACUCCAAAACACACACUAUGCGUUUAAAGAGAGAGCGAGAGGCUGAGAGAAACAAACGAUAGGAUUUACCUAAAUAUACCUCAUCACUGACGCUUCAGAAAGCAGGAACCCGUGUUUUAUGUAUGUAGUGAAAAUACUUGUAGUAUAGGUUAAACAUAUUGUAUAAUCAUGUAACACUGCUUGUGUUUACAAUUAUAGAAGAGCAAUUGACUUGUUGAAAUGCAAAAUGUAUUAUCUUUUUUUGUCUGUAAAGCAUUCACGCCAAGCAGUGUUGCAUUCUAGGUGCCUCAUAGAAAUGUUCUCUUAUGUUAUAUCCUUUUAUUUUUGUUACUUGUCUUAAAUGUUUUCAUAUCUCUAGAAGGAUAUUGUUUACAAAAAUGUACAAAAACACUAAAAGUUUGUUCAUUUGGUUUCUUCCCAUAUGCAUGAUCUGAUGAUUUUUGUAUGGCCCUUUUUUCUGAUUGACCACAACACCUAAUGUUGUAGCUGAUGCUUCCCCAUCCCUGUCCUUUUAGUUCCAGACCAUUGUGAUCUGAUUUACAGGGCUGUACAUGUUACUGCAUUUAGAAACUGAUUAGAGAAGCCAAUAAACAUUUUUUUACAAAAA
Molecule: messenger RNA, 5478 nt
Organism: Oncorhynchus masou masou (cherry salmon)
Lineage: Eukaryota; Metazoa; Chordata; Actinopteri; Salmoniformes; Salmonidae
Product: zinc finger protein 281-like
Exons: 7
Coding region: 181-2667 (828 amino acids)
Biological process (GO): regulation of transcription by RNA polymerase II
Cellular component (GO): nucleus
Molecular function (GO): DNA-binding transcription factor activity, RNA polymerase II-specific
Source: RefSeq, a predicted model, not a curated record